Molecule: messenger RNA, 933 nt
Organism: Lasiodiplodia theobromae
Lineage: Eukaryota; Fungi; Ascomycota; Dothideomycetes; Botryosphaeriales; Botryosphaeriaceae
Product: Meiotic recombination protein Ski8
Exons: 7
Coding region: 1-933 (310 amino acids)
Cellular component (GO): Cdc73/Paf1 complex
Molecular function (GO): protein binding
Source: RefSeq, a predicted model, not a curated record
AUGUCGAAACAAUACCUCACUCUCCAUACCGUCAACAACGCCCAUCCUACCGACAUCUUCGCUGUCGCUCCCACCAAAACCACACUACUGUCCGCCUCAGGCUCGUCGAGUAUCCACGUCUAUUCCACCACCGAGCCUGACUUCCCGCUCACUCAAACCCUACACGACGCUCAUAAGCUGGGCUGCCACCAUAUAGCCACAUCUGCGAACGGCCAGAAGGCUGCAAGCGCUGGGUUCGGUGGUGAUGUCAAGCUUUGGGCCUUGGCUGAAGAUGGUAGCUGGAAGGCGGAGGGCUCUAUUGCGGACGGAAGCAAAGCUGGUGAGGUCUGGGCGAUUUCCCUAAGCGAAGACGGCAAGUACCUUGCAGGCACAACACACGACGGACGUAUCAAUGUGUGGGAGACGUCCUCAAAGGAAAAAAUUCGAGAAUUCGAGACCAAGGGCAGCUUCGGCAUGUGCAUUCAUCUUAGCGUUGAUGGACGUUUCACUGCAUCCGGCCACGAGAACGGAAGCAUAUACGUCUUCAACAAUGAGACUGGCCGCCUGCUGCAUUCGCUACCCGGUCUAAUCAAGCCAAUCAGGGCUCUGGCCUUCUCCCCGGGAUGCAAGCUGUUGGCUGCUGCUGGUGAUGCUCGGACAAUCGCUCUGUACGAUGUCGGUUCAGGAGAGCAGGUGGCCAACCUUUCAGGCCAUGCUGCUUGGAUCAUGAGCCUUGACUGGAAUGACACUGGCGAGUAUUUACUCACAGGAUCUUUCGAUGGCAAAGCCAAAAUUUGGUCGAUAGAGACCAAAGCUUGCGUGGCUACUCAUUCCGAAUCAGACAAGACAUUGUGGUCGGUCAAGUGGCUGCCCAAAACUCACCGCGCGGAGAUGUUUGCCGUUGCUGGAGCGGGAAAGAGCAUCUCCUUCUACAGGGAGGCCAGCGGCAGCUGA